Molecule: messenger RNA, 999 nt
Organism: Rubroshorea leprosula
Lineage: Eukaryota; Viridiplantae; Streptophyta; Magnoliopsida; Malvales; Dipterocarpaceae
Source: the annotation of a GenBank genome assembly
AGUACCCACUUCUCCUUAUCCUACCGAAACCACCAAAAUUUUCUCAGGAGGAAGAAAAUCCGUGGGUUUCUUUGGGGGUGUUUGUGUGUGUUUGGGGUUUAAAAUCAUUUCGAUCGGAGGUUUUGAGUGAUGGGUGAGAGGGUGAGUGGCAAGGUUAAGUGGUUCAAUGACACUAAGGGUUUUGGGUUUAUAACCCCUGAUGAUGGCGGUGAUGAUCUGUUCGUGCACCAGUCUUCCAUCCGCUCCGAGGGCUUUCGUAGCCUUGGGGAGGGGGAGCAGGUCGAGUUUGUGAUCGAGUCUAGUGAUGAUGGGCGAACCAAGGCUGUUGACGUCACUGGCCCGAACGGGAACCCUGUUCGUGGCACCUCGAGAUCUGGUUCUCGCGGCGGCGGUGGUGGGUACGGUGGUUCGUAUGGUGGUGGCGGUGGUUAUGGAGGUGGUAGUGGGAGGAGAGGAGGGUAUGGCGGGGGCGGCUAUGGUGGUGGUAGCGGCUACGGUGGUGGUGGUGGUGGCGGCGGUGGUGGUAGUGGGUGUUUUAAGUGUGGUGAGCACGGGCAUAUGGCGAGGGACUGUUCCCAGAGCGGUGGUGGUGGUGGUGGUGGAGGCGGAAGGUACGGCAGUGGUGGCGCUUGCUACAACUGUGGUGAAUCUGGGCAUUUUGCAAGGGAAUGUCCAAAUCCAAACAAUUCAAGUUGAUCCUGAAAGCCAAAUCUGUUACUUGGCACCUCUCCUACUUUGGAUUCUCUCAGUCUCUUUUCUAGGUUAUCAAAUCCUGCUCGGAUCUUAUGCUCUUUGUUUUCAUGAAUCGUCCUUGGUAUUGUGCUAUGUUUUGAGUUUUUUGCAUUUAGAUGUCUUUCUUAGAGUGGAAUAGUCUUAGGUUGCAGUGAGUGGUAGUUGGGGGCGUGUUUUGAAUUAAUGAAGAUAGAAAUCUGAGAUCAUGUUCAAACUCACUGUUAUAAGUGUUAGUACACAAUAUAUAAAUACAAGUUGGGUUUUUCA